This is a messenger RNA of Callorhinchus milii (elephant shark), 3376 nucleotides long. RefSeq names its product ribosomal protein S6 kinase alpha-6. Bases 159 to 2315 code for a protein of 718 amino acids. The record is from RefSeq and is a predicted model, not a curated record. The transcript is spliced from 21 exons. Gene Ontology annotation, biological process: protein phosphorylation. Gene Ontology annotation, molecular function: magnesium ion binding; ATP binding; ribosomal protein S6 kinase activity. Lineage: Eukaryota; Metazoa; Chordata; Chondrichthyes; Chimaeriformes; Callorhinchidae.
UGAGCGAGGGAGGGAGGGAGUGAGUGAAGGGGGAGUGAGGGAGGAGGCGGAGGCAGGUCUCACGAGCAGCAGUUCCCCGCGCUACGUCGGACCGAAAGCAAAACGCCGCCGCCGCCGCCAUCACACCAUGAGGGGCAGCCGAGGAGCCGGAGCCUGAGAUGCCAUUUGUGCAGCUCCGUGACCCUGGGCAGAAAAUGGAGGUGCGGAGUGUGAGCGAGGAUGAAGGAAGAUUCAAGGAGAUUGCAAUCACACACCAUGUAAAAGAAGGCUGUGAGAAGGCUGAUCCAACACAAUUUGAACUGCUUAAAGUGCUUGGUCAGGGAUCUUUUGGAAAAGUCUUUCUGGUUAGAAAAAUAAUAGGGCCUGAUGCUGGACAGUUAUAUGCAAUGAAAGUGCUAAGGAAAGCAACUCUGAAAGUUCGGGAUCGUGUUCGAACAAAAAUGGAACGAGAUAUUUUAGUAGAAGUAAACCAUCCAUUUAUAGUUAAAUUACACUAUGCCUUUCAGACAGAAGGGAAACUUUAUCUAAUUUUGGAUUUCCUCAGGGGAGGAGAUGUAUUUACACGCUUAUCCAAAGAGGUCAUGUUUACUGAGGAAGAUGUCAAGUUCUACCUCGCAGAAUUGGCCCUUGCUUUGGAUCACCUACACAGCUUGGGAAUUGUAUACAGGGAUCUGAAGCCAGAAAACAUUUUACUUGAUGAAGGAGGACAUAUCAAGUUAACAGAUUUUGGACUAAGUAAAGAGUCAGUUGAUCAAGAAAAGAAAGCGUAUUCGUUUUGUGGUACUGUGGAAUACAUGGCACCAGAGGUAGUGAACCGGAGAGGUCACACACAGAGCGCUGACUGGUGGUCAUUUGGCGUUCUUAUGUUCGAGAUGCUUACUGGUACAUUACCUUUCCAAGGAAAAGACCGUAACGAAACAAUGAACAUGAUACUCAAAGCUAAACUAGGAAUGCCUCAGUUUCUUAGUCCAGAAGCUCAAAGUCUUCUCCGAAUGUUAUUCAAGAGAAAUCCUACAAACAGACUAGGAGCUGGCCCAGAUGGAGUUGAAGAGAUCAAAAGGCAUCCAUUCUUUUCUACCAUUGACUGGAAUAAACUGGUCAGAAAGGAAAUUCAGCCUCCAUUUAAACCUGCUUCUGGUAAACCAGAAGAUACUUUCUGUUUUGAUCCAGAAUUUACAGCUAAAACACCAAAAGAUUCACCUGGCAUUCCACCAAGUGCUAAUGCACACCAGCUGUUCAGAGGAUUCAGUUUUGUGGCACCUAAUCCAGUAGAAGAAAGCCAAAGCACUCCUCUCACAACUGUGCACCCUAUUGUACAGCUACAUGGCAACAGCAUGCAGUUUAGUGAUGGAUACGAGUUAAAAGAAGACAUAGGUGUUGGCUCCUACUCGGUCUGCAAGCGUUGCAUUCACAGAGCUACAAGCAUGGAGUUUGCAGUCAAGAUAAUUGAUAAGAGUAAACGAGAUCCUUCAGAAGAAACCGAGAUACUAAUGCGUUAUGGACAACAUCCAAAUAUCAUUACUUUGAAAGAUGUGUAUGAUGACGGACGUUAUGUUUAUUUAGUCACUGAAUUACUCAAAGGUGGUGAGCUGCUCGACAGAAUCCUCAGACAAAAGUACUUUUCAGAACGAGAAGCCAGUGCUGUAUUAUUCACAAUAACAAAAACUGUGGACUAUCUGCAUUGUCAAGGGGUUGUGCACAGAGAUUUAAAGCCAAGUAAUAUUUUGUAUAUGAACGAAUCUGGUGAUCCUGAAUCCAUCCGGAUAUGUGACUUUGGGUUUGCAAAACAGCUGCGUGGUGAAAAUGGACUCCUCAUGACUCCGUGUUACACAGCUAACUUUGUAGCUCCCGAGGUUCUUAUGCGACAGGGUUAUGACGCUGCCUGUGAUAUCUGGAGUCUCGGCGUGCUCCUGUACACAAUGCUAGCUGGCUAUACUCCUUUUGCCAAUGGACCCAAUGAUACCCCAGAAGAAAUUUUAUUACGAAUAGGAAGUGGCAACUUUUCAUUGAGUGGAGGUAACUGGGAUACCGUCUCAGAUGCAGCAAAGGAUUUGUUGUCGCACAUGCUUCAUGUAGAUCCCCAUCAGAGGUUUACAGCUGAGCAGGUUCUCAAACAUCCCUGGAUUGCUUGCCGGGAUCAGCUACCACAUUUCCAACUAAAUCGACAGGAUGCACCUCAUCUGGUAAAGGGCGCUAUGGCCGCUACAUAUUCUGCCCUCAACCACAAGACAUUUCGUCCAGUGUUAGAACCAGUUGCAGCUUCAAGUUUAGCCCAACGGAGAGUUAUGAAAAAGCUUACCUCAACAGACUUAUGAAAUGAUAUGAACUGGCAAUAUGUGACUUUUUCAAUCGACUUGAAUGCGGCAAGAUCCCAGUGGUUGUAUAAACAUUUUUGCUUUUAUUUUUUUUUUACUUUUGAUUAUUGGGAAAUUGAAUAUCAAGUUACCACAUCUGGAUUUGAAGGAUUUGGAUGACCAGAGAAUGAAAUGAGAUUUAUAUCAAUUAUCCUGGGAGUGUUGCAGUGGACAUUCAUCACACUUAAAAAUGUAAAGUUAAAGUUUCACACAGGUUUAUAUCCUGAUAAACCAUUACUCAUAUAUGUACUGUGUUCAAAAGGGCAUAACGGUUCUAUUCAGGGCAUCAUCGUGAACAGCGAAGAAAGUGGUUUUGCUUUAUGCGAUCUUGUUCUGAGACGUUGUCUAAUUAAACUUUGUAUUUUAUUUAUUUACUUUCAUUUUCAAGAAAUACAGUACUUUUAGAUAAAGUUUAUUUUGAGGUCAAUUUAUAUAUUAUCAUUAAAAUGUCAUAUUGCACAUCACUUGAGUUGUCUGACAGCCUUAAAUAUUGCUUCGACACAAAUGUCCUUUAUUUGGUUUUCCAUUUUUCCAGAAAUUGCUAUAUAUACAUAAUAUAUAGUCGUCGAAUUUCUGCAUUAUUGUAAAUAUGUAUAGAAUAUCUGAGGGAUACAUUUUGGGGAAAUAAAUCAUCUUUACUGUUUAGGUCUCACUGUGAAAUCUAAAAAAAUGGUAACACUUAUGAGAGAUACAUGUUAACCAAUGGAAAAGCUAACUCAAGGCACAAGUAUUGCAAGAUUAUUUCUGAACAGACACAUGGAAACAUUAACAUUACACAAGAAUUCUGAUGUACGUCAUCUUCAUGUUCAACAUAAUACCAUUUUAAUCUUAAUUUUUGUGAUUUAUGAGAAUGGAGGUAGCUAAUGAUGGAAUUUGGUAUGGCCAAAUUAAAGCUGCAUUAUUUUUUUCAAUAAUCUCGUCACUGUCUUUUUUAAAAUCAACCAAGAAUCAUCUGUGUAUUUGAUUUAGAACUCCGCCAUAAGUAAAUGGAAAACUACAAUAAAGCUAAGACAUUUCAACUA